Messenger RNA from Rattus rattus (black rat), 4273 nucleotides. RefSeq names its product protein kinase cAMP-activated catalytic subunit beta (gene Prkacb). Lineage: Eukaryota; Metazoa; Chordata; Mammalia; Rodentia; Muridae. The transcript is spliced from 10 exons. Gene Ontology annotation, cellular component: cAMP-dependent protein kinase complex; nucleus. Gene Ontology annotation, molecular function: ATP binding; cAMP-dependent protein kinase activity. Bases 75 to 1271 code for a protein of 398 amino acids. Gene Ontology annotation, biological process: peptidyl-serine phosphorylation. The record is from RefSeq and is a predicted model, not a curated record.
CAUAGCUUUUAGCUUCUUGGUAGGAAGUUGAGCUCCUUCUGAAGCAUUUGCAGUUAAAGUGUAAAUGCACGUGAAUGGCAGCUCACAAAGAACUGUCCUUUGGCCAGCACACUGGCACGCCCACCGCCCUCCAGAAACUGGAGGGGUUUGCCAGCCGGCUGUUUCACAGGCACUCCAAAGGCACUGCACAGGACCAGAAGGCAGCUCUGGAGGAAGAAGGCCUUCGGGCCUCCGAGCACACUGCCUCAUGGGACAAACCAAUGAAAGAAUUCCUAGCCAAAGCCAAAGAAGACUUUCUGAGGAAAUGGGAGAACCCUCCCCCGAGUAAUGCUGGGCUUGAAGAUUUUGAAAGGAAAAAAACCCUUGGAACGGGUUCCUUCGGAAGAGUCAUGCUGGUAAAGCAUAAAGCCACUGAGCAGUACUACGCCAUGAAGAUCUUAGACAAGCAGAAGGUCGUUAAGCUAAAGCAAAUAGAGCACACUCUGAAUGAGAAGAGAAUCCUGCAGGCAGUGGAGUUCCCGUUCCUUGUUCGGCUGGAGUAUUCUUUUAAGGAUAAUUCUAAUUUAUACAUGGUUAUGGAAUACGUUCCUGGGGGGGAAAUGUUUUCACAUCUAAGAAGAAUUGGAAGGUUCAGUGAACCCCAUGCUCGUUUCUAUGCAGCUCAGAUCGUGCUAACAUUUGAGUACCUCCAUUCCCUCGACCUCAUCUACAGAGAUCUCAAGCCGGAAAACCUCUUAAUUGACCACCAGGGUUAUAUCCAGGUCACAGAUUUUGGGUUCGCCAAGAGAGUCAAGGGCAGGACUUGGACAUUGUGUGGCACCCCAGAGUACCUGGCCCCAGAGAUCAUCCUCAGCAAGGGUUACAAUAAGGCAGUGGACUGGUGGGCAUUGGGUGUGCUGAUCUACGAGAUGGCUGCUGGCUACCCCCCGUUCUUUGCUGACCAGCCAAUUCAGAUUUAUGAGAAGAUUGUCUCCGGAAAGGUUCGCUUCCCGUCACACUUCAGUUCCGAUCUCAAGGACCUUCUGCGGAACCUGCUGCAGGUGGAUCUGACAAAGCGGUUUGGGAACCUGAAGAAUGGCGUGAGUGACAUCAAGACCCACAAGUGGUUUGCUACGACCGACUGGAUUGCGAUUUACCAGAGAAAGGUUGAGGCUCCAUUCAUACCAAAAUUCAGAGGCUCUGGCGAUACCAGCAACUUCGAUGACUAUGAAGAAGAAGAAAUCCGAGUGUCUAUAACAGAAAAAUGUGGAAAGGAAUUUUGUGAAUUUUAGGGAGGAGAAGGAUGGCCUGGAGCUCACACUCGGUCCUUGCACGCUGUGGAGGUGGAAGGUGGAGCCGAGACCUGCUUGUUGGAGCGGGUUCCAAUCCCUUCAUUCCAGCAACCGUGAGGUCUUUCUUGCGUCAUCAGUGUGCGCUCUGCAACCGCCUGUGUACCAAGGCACCGCUCCGCAGCAUUGUCUGUGCCGUGACACGGUGUGCACCACGUUCCUGGUUUGGUUGUUUUCUCCACCCUCCUCAUCCUUCUCAUUCACUUCUCUGACCAGUGCUCCCUUUAUUUUCUUGGUGUUUCAGAUGGGCAGUGUUAUGGCUGUUUGGUAUUUAAAAAGGAAGCUACAUGUUGCUUUUUGUAGUUUUGAGCGAUAUUUUUGCUGACCAGUGGCUUGAAGAUAAACUCUCUAAUGAUUAUUUUUAUUUUGAGUAGCUUGGACUCAGUUUUGCCAAAACUCUUAGUAAUUUUGAAGGUGGAAUGUCUUAUCAGCACGGGAAUUUGCAUAAAUGAAGAUAACUUCCCAGGGGUCACUGACGUAGCAGUAAAUCAGAGCGCCUAGACGAGCAGUGAGGGUUCCUGGACAAGAGGCUUCGUUCCCCUCGGUAAUAGUCUUCUCUCCGUGAGACGAUAAGUGACCAGACAGAUGCCUCAUUUGUGAGGAAAAGUGCGGGACAUGGCUCCUGGCCCCAGCUGUCUCCCUUGGUACCAACAUCUCUGUGGGUUAGGAGAGAGGCCUAAGGUUUCAGCCUUCGCUCUUCCGUGAGGGCUUUAGCCAGUAUUUCAGGAGAGCGUGACUGAUAGGUGACAUUUUGUGAGGUCUCUCAGACAGUCCUCGUCGGCGGGUUCUUAAGGGAAACGAGCAAACAUGGAUUUGGAUAAAUGCUGUCAGCAGAAGCCUUGAUCCCUGCUUGCAGCUUAGAGGUUCUUUCCUUUAAGGGAACUUUUCUGUUGCUUUGGUUGGUAACAGGUAAGAACAGAAGCAAAGCAGUUGUUCUUGCUUCCUCCUCUGAGGGAAGAAGAUGGCACUGUUGCAGCUUUGACUGUAUCCCUGCCUGGCCAGUGACAGGAGAAGGCAAAGCUUAAGAAACUGCCACAUUUGUAUUUAAUUUUGAGGUGUGAUAUCUUUAAGUAUGUCAGAAUUGCUAACUUCUUUCUCCUUCAUAGACAGAGUAUAUGAUCAUGCAAAUACAGUUUUCAUAUUUGCUUUUCCUUAAUUUUUCUAUACUUGUUGCCAAUUGACUUAGCAAUGUUGCCAUUGUGAGGAAAUUUCAAGCACUCUUGCACAUUUAGUUCAGUGUUCCUUUGUGAAUAAAUGGCUUAACUUUUUUUUACUAUUUUUUCACUACUUUUAAUUUUCUCAUCUCAUUUUAUCUCUGUAUCAGUGACCUACCUUAAAUAGUCCACUCACCCAAAUAGUUUAAACAUUUCAUUUCAUGAUCAAUCUCCAAGGAUCUAAGAUCAUUUUGAGUCAAACCAACCCUAGUGUAUAUAGAGCUUCUCUAUCUGCCUCCAUACUGGUGCAGGUAGGUCAUUGACAGCACCCCCCUGAUCAUGUGAUCAUGUGCACACACCCUCACUAGCCCUGGAAGACAGUGGGAGUCCUACCUGAGACCUCUCUCGCCUCUCUGCAUGUCUCUUGGUUGUCAAGUGUUUCUGCAUGACAGUGUCCCACAAUAACAAGUAAUGAUUUCAGUUAGUCCACCUGUAUUUAAAAUGUGCAAGAAAAAUUGAAAUACUCUGCUGUAGCAAGUUUUAUGUAACAAAGAUAUAUCAUCGUGUUAAUAAAUUAAGAGCAUCAUUUGUAUAAAAUACUUUAUUUACUUUUUUGUAUUUCGUUUAAUCCCAAGAACAUGCUAAUCAUGUGUUCUGUGUAUGCUACAAAUUCUCUGGUAGCGUCAUUGUAUAUUAUUGUAAAAUUAUUUCAAUAAAUCAUGGGGAUGACAAUUUGAUUAUUAUAAUUUAGUUUUCAAAAAUUGAACAGAUUUCUAUGAAUCAUAAAAAUAUUUUUUUCUAUAAAAUUCUUAGUACCCAGCUAGAAUCUACCCAGGUAGAUGACCCCUAGGCAUAUAUUGGUUUCUGGGGCUUCUGAGCCAUUCCAUUUUACUGUCUCUGUUUGAAGUACAUGAGCAAACCAUCAGCUGUGUCAAGGGGUCUAUUUCUGACUAACCAAGUACACUAAAUUGGAAUAUUUUAACAUGCCUAAAAUUUCCAUUUUUAGCCACAGCUGAAAAAAAAAUUCUUUAAAAACUUGAAAUAGUAAGUCUGUGACAAAAAACCAGUAUUUUAUUCAAAUUAUAUUAUGUAAGACAGAAGAAAUGGUAUUUUACCCAGUAGACCAAGAGAUGGCGUUGUGUAGGACGGAGCCCUAGACUAGAGGGAAGCUUGUGGAGUGGCAUCAUGUGCAGAUGAGGGCAGAAACAGGCACGUUCUGGGAUCUCCUGGUUCCCCGAGUUAGGUCAGGGUUCCCUCCUUAGCUAAUAUUCUCAAGGGACAUCACACUUUGAACUAAGUUUCUGUACAGUGACACAUUUCUGUGCAUCCUUCCUCUUACCUCUGACAAUGUGCUGAAAAUGAAAACCCUUUUGACUAUCAUAAGGCCCUUGUCUGUCCCAUUCCUUACUCCCUCACUGAUGCUAAAUGUACACUUGAUAUCAAACUGUCAGCCUACCAAAAAGACGCCAUGGCUUAUGGGUAUUGCUGUCUUGUUCUUGGAAUGUACUUGUACUGAUUGCCCCUUGGUCUGAAAGAAAAUAGACGAUUAUCUUUUCCCAUUGACUGUUUUUCUUUUCCUUCUGCUUGUUGUAAGAAUCAACUGAAACAGUGUAUGUAAAGGCACCUUGUAAACUGUAAGCUUUCGAUGUAAGAUGUAAGGUGUGUUACUUCAUUAAUUAGUUCUUCGUUUAGAGUGCAAUUUCCUAUGCGCUACUAUAGCUAGGAAAUGCUGAAAACGUGUUUUUUAAUCCAUCAGUAACCGCAAAAUUAAAGUAUCUUCAAAGGACGAAA